Dromaius novaehollandiae (emu) is the source of this 4046-nucleotide messenger RNA. It is a transcript of the gene RNF168, whose product is annotated as ring finger protein 168. Gene Ontology annotation, molecular function: metal ion binding; nucleosome binding; ubiquitin-protein transferase activity. Gene Ontology annotation, biological process: double-strand break repair; protein ubiquitination. The record is from RefSeq and is a predicted model, not a curated record. The transcript is spliced from 7 exons. Gene Ontology annotation, cellular component: nucleus; site of double-strand break. Bases 397 to 2232 code for a protein of 611 amino acids. NCBI's taxonomy places the organism in Eukaryota, Metazoa, Chordata, Aves, Casuariiformes, Dromaiidae.
GGCUGAUUGGCUGCGCCGCUGGCGGGGGCGUGGCGGCCAUUUGGCGGGCCGCGCCGCGGGGAUGGCGGCGGUCGUUACCACAGGCCUGGGGCCUACGUCCUGCCGCCUCUGCGGCUGGCGGGAGCGGGCCUGAGGCGGGCGCUGGGUCCCGAGCCCUAGGCUGUGGGGCUGGCCCCACCCCCGGUGCCGCGGAGAGAGGCGCCGGCAGCGCUGCGCCAGCCGCAGUUGCGGCGAGAGGCUCCUGCUGCCGCUCAGGCCCGGGCCGCAGAGCCGCAGCCUGGCGGCGUUUUUACUUCAGCUCUGCGUCUUCCUGCUGCACGAAACCUGAGGAGGAGGAGGAGGUGGCUGCGCAGGUACUGACGUUGUAUUAGCCUUGUUCCUCUACUUUGAGUCAACAUGGCGAAGAAAUCGGAGGCUCCACUUUCCUUAGCUGACUGUCUAUGCCAAAUUUGCAUGGAGAUCUUUGUGGAGCCUGUGACGCUGCCAUGCAAUCAUACCCUUUGUAAUUCUUGUUUCCAACUGACAGUUGAAAAGGCCAGUCUUUGUUGCCCUUUCUGUCGUCGUCGAGUCUCUUCUUGGGCAAGAUAUAAUGCCCGCAGAAAUACUUUAAUCAACUGGGAACUCUGGGAAAGGAUUCAGAAGAAUUACCCAAAGGAGUGUGAGCGCAGAAUUAAUGGACAGGAUUUGGAAGAUGAAAUCUGUGUGUCCCAGCCACAACAUCAGCUGAGCAAGCCUGGGGAACUGAGACAGGAAUAUGAAGCAGAGAUUAGCAAGGUGGAGGCAGAAAGGCGAGCACAUGAACAAGAGGAGAACAAAGCAAGUGAGGAAUACAUUCAAAGGCUACUAGCAGAAGAAGAGGAGGAACAGAGAUUAGCAGAUGAAAGGAGGAAGGAAUUGGAGAAACAGCUAAAGCAAGAUGAAGAGCUGGCAUGGCAACUGAGUAACAGUCUGAAUGAAGACGCCAGAGGAAGUGGGUUCAGCAGUCCUUCACUGGCAGGCAGUUUCUCAUCUGAAACAUCUCCAGUUAAUUUGUGCAAGAUCAAGAACAAAUCAAGCAGCUCUGGAGACAUUCAGAAGUAUCUGUCUUCAAAGUGUCAUCCUAUGUUGGGAUCAGCAUCACGCGCUAGAACAACAGAAAGAGGCAGGACUGACCCUUGCUCUGUGGAAAGCAAUAGCAAUGAAAGCAGCAAUUCUGUGUGGCAAGACGAUCAAGAGGAAAUGCCAACACUGUCUCCACAGCUGACCAGUGUGAUUAAAGAUUGCAGUGCUAACGAUUCAUUUUUAGACUCAUGCAUGAGCUAUUUAAGUGCCUCAGCUUCAGUGGAAUUCACCACUGUCAAGCAGGAAAAAACAUCAGGACCAAACUGUGCAGGAGAUGAAGUUCCAAAUGCACUUUGUGAAAUGACAAAAGGGGAAGGGUCUAGAACAAUACUUCCUAGAUUCAAAGGAGAAGCAGAUGGAAUUGAGUUGGACAGUGGCAGUUUAACACAUGUAGAAAGCAUAAACCAUGAAAACUCACCUGAAAUUACUACUUACAUUCAGUCAGCAACCAAUUCCAUGGUGUCUGAUAGCAGAAGUGUAAUUCAUGGUCUCAUGAAGGUGGCUGGAAAACCAGAUGAAGAGGAAGAAGAUAAAGUAGAGAACCCCAAGGAGACUCCAAAAAGAAAGUUGGAGGAACCACCAGCUGAAGCAGUGAUUGACUUGGGCUUGCUUGAUAAGAGGAGGAGAACUUUUCUAGAAACUUCAGAGGACCAAGAGGAGCAGAUAAACGAUUUUAAUGUGCAAAUGCAGAAAGCCUUUGAGCAGGAGCUCUAUGAAAGGCGUGUGCAAGAGGAGCAGGAUAGGCUCUUGGCUCUGCAGCUACAAAGACAGAUCAACAAAGAGGAAAGGACACUUAAUCGACGGAAGGGCUCUCCAGAUGAGUACCUUCUUCGCACCAAACCACCUCAGUCUGUGAAAGACUCUCCUGCUAGAAAGGGAAGUUUUAAAGUGGCAAAGGACUCAAAGCUAUCAAAAAACCAGGCUGAAACAAAUCACCGCAAGAUUCGGAAAGGUUCUUGCAAUGAAAACUGGCAGUCCCCUACCAGAGUCCGAAUGAAAUCACCCAGCAUCAAAGGGGGAAAAGUUUUGAAUUGUGUUGUUAAUACCAGUGACUCAAAUGAUAUUUGUUCAUUACCGAAAAAUAAGCAAAAGACAAUUCUUCAGAUGUUUAAAAGAUCUGUUGCAGAGUAGAUAAACAGAACUGUGGAGGCAUGGUGAAAUGAACAAGAAUUAAAGCCAUUGUAAUGCUUUUUCUUGUGCUAGGCAAAACUUCCUGUAAAAGUUUUAAAGUUGAUGGUUUUGAGGCGGAUCGCUUUGGGCCACAAGAGCAACCAGAAUUGUGUUGUGCACUUUGAGAAGUUUUAAUAACAUAUGCCCCUAGACCUUAACAGUUUUAAUUGGUCUUUUGAUUACAGUUUAUUUUCUAGCACUGUUUUUUAUUUACAUAGUUUUGAAUGUAAAUGCUGUUUAAAAACCAAAAUAACUUAUAGUCUUAUCUUAGAAUGAGAAUUUAGAGCCUUUUAUGGGAAAGAUGCACAUCCACUGGAGGAAGCAAACAAAAAAAUAGUUCACCUCUCCAGCUGUCUGCCAGCUACAAGGUUAAGGCUUCACUCAGCACAACCACAAUUUUGUUGAACUGAAGCAAGUUACUGGAAUUUAGAUUGUUUGUUGAAUGGCAUUGUUUGCCUGGCAGUUAACGAGUAUUACUGGACAACCGGCCUUGCAGACCCACUCUCUCCCUCUCACUUUAAUACACUGUUAUCUUCAUUUUAAACAGAGGGAAGACUAGUGCAUCCUCCCACUACCAAAGGGAAGGAUCUUUCAUGGAUGACUAAUAUAAGUGGUUGUGGGCUUAUAUUUGCCUCAGUUCAUAGAGGUCGCUUCUGCAAAUCUGACAUUCAGUGUAGAUAGGAAAAACAUACUCUUGUUUUCUUAUUGCUAAUGCUCUGUAACUAUAUUGUUAUAUGAUAAUAUUACCUAUAUUUACUGCUAUCUAAUUUUCCUUCUCAACCUGGUUUGAGUUUGAUUAAAAGCGUGUAAUAUAAAAAUAAUUAGGCCAGGAGACAGUUCCAGUGGAGAAAAUAAAGCCAAAAGGGGGGGAAACAACUGAAAACAUGAGUUGCCAGUAGUGAAUUAACAAGUACAAUUAAGGAUUUAUUUAAUUCUCAGCUUUACUUUAGCUAUGGUGGCUGAGUAUAACUGUUCCCUGUUUUUUUUAGAGUCUAACAAAUACUGUCUUCCAGUUGGGUUUAAAAAGUAACAUUAUUCAAGUAAAUAAUUUAGACAUGAUGCUUGAAACUUGAUGUCUGAAAAGUUGAGGUCUGUGAAAAGUGGGUUAGCUGCACUAGCUAACUAGUUAGUCAACAGCCUAAGAGUUCCUAUUAUAUUUCUUUCUCUGUUGUUAUUAUGAAACCAACUUUUGGCCUUUGUGUUUUGUAACAAAAUACCAAUAGUUGUGGUUUUUUUUCCUUUUUGACUAAACGUUUUUGAAAGAGAGCAAAACAAUCUGUGUUGAAAUAUGUGUGUUGGUCACUGCAAGUUAGCAAAUGUUUCAAGUGUAUACUUAUUUGGACCUCAUCGAAGAUCUGUAGAUUUUUUUUAACUCAGUUCUGGGAAAUGUACAAAAAAAAUGCAAAGCAGUAACUUCUGAUAUUUUAAGUUAAAAAAAGAAAUUUUCUUGAAAGCGUGAACAGCCUGCUAAGCCAAAAAGUGUGGAUUUUUUUUCCUUGUUUGUUUUUAGUAAUUUAUAACAGAAUGGUGGGUUUCUCGUAAAUAAUUGGCCUAUUCUAAGACGCUUUUUGAGAAAGUUACGACAGGUGACCUGUUGUAAAUCAUUCACUUUUCUUCUGUUGUUGCUGCCUCAACCAUUGUGCUGGAAGCCUUUGUUCAAUAUAGAUCUGUUUCUGUGCAAUCCUUAAGUUUGUUUGGUUCGUUUUCUAUUCCACUCAUCUUACCCAGCCAGCCAAAUAGAUCAUCCAUUGAUUAAAGUGUUUCUUUAAGGCAGA